AUGGCCAAGGCAAAGGGAAAGGAGGAGAAGUUGCCUAAGGUCAAGGAUGUCGCUGCCGUUGAAAAACAGCGGCCGAGCAGCGAUGCGGACGCAGCACCAAGCUUCUCUGAUGCUAUGGUAGCUAAUCUUACCAAACGAAUUGAACAAAAGUUGAAGGGAGAUGGGAAGGGAGAUAGAGGCUCGCCGAAAGUUGAAAAGAAACAGAAAUCGGAAAAGAAUGAAAAGCGCAAAGAACGAAACCAGGUCGCCGAGGCGAAGCCCGCCGAGAAGCCUGUCAAGAAACGAGAGCCGCUGCCAGAUACCAAACCUACCGAUAAAGUGGGAAAGAAACGGGAUCGGAGUGGGAAAGUUAUAAAACCCCAGGUCUCUGAGAAACCAUACUCAGCGGAGGAAAAGCCAAGUGAGCGUAAGAAUUUGGAAGAGGAGGUAUAUGCAAUUGGUGGGACGAAGGAAGAUCUCGAGCUGGUUGCUGGUGUUGAAUCGGAUUCAGAGAUGGAAGAUAAGGAAAUAUCCAGCGGCGAUUUGGAAAAGCUUCGAAGAGAUCUCGGUAGGCUCAUUAAUGGUGGAAAUGAUCUCCCCGAGCUUCCUGAUCUCCCCGCGCAGGAGACGAAACCCACUGGAACGAGGAAAGAGCGGAAGCAGGAAACCAAGUCGGCCGAGGAAAAGAUAGCUGAAAAACCGGUGCAGGAGAAGAAAGCCCCUGGGAAUAAAGCCUUAGAGAAGAACGAGAGUAAAAAGGCGCAGAAAAAGGAUACGGCGCCCUUGGCUUCAGCUCAAGAAGCUAAAGUGCCAAAGAAAGCUCUAUCUUCUUCUUCAAAUCUCAUUAUUCCCGAGCGCUCCGAUUGGUAUGCUACUCCGCUUCCAGAAAUCUCUUAUGAUUCAAGUCGCUCUGUGAAUAUAUCCCGCUUAGUGUUGGAGCGCGUGCGUGAAUACGCCAUGACAUUGUUGGAAGCGGAAAAUAAAGCAUACACGUCGAAUAGGGACUCGAAAUCUUCGAGCUACAAGUUUUAUUCGACCAUUGUUUCUUCGGGUACCCUAAGUGACAAGAUAUCGGCUUUGACUCUCUCUGCGCAAGAGUCACCUCUUCAUAAUACCCAGGCUCUGGAAAAUUUGGUUGGUUUGGCCAAAAAGCGGAGUAGAGCCCAAGCCGUAGAAGUUUUACGAUCACUGAAGGAUCUGUUUGCCCAAGGCACUCUACUCCCUAAUGACCGAAGGUUAAAACACUUUGUUAACCAACCCGCAUUGGCUGCUGCACUAUUUGAAGCUGGUGGCCAUUGGGACAUUGGCGACAGGCUUCCGAAUCAAAUCGAGAAAAGCCAUUUAAUCAUGUGGGCAUUUGAAGAUUUUGUUAAAGACCAGUACUUCGAGGUAUUAAAGGUUCUUGAAGUUUGGUGCAAUGAUGAAAUCGAAUUUUCUCGGUCCAGGGCUCUGAGUUACGUUUACGAGCUGCUGAAGGAGAGACCAGAACAGGAAUCGAAUCUGUUACGUCUUCUGGUCAACAAGUUAGGUGACCCAAGCAAGAAGAUUGCUUCGCGAGCGUCCUAUCUUCUCCUUCAACUUGAGCAAGCUCAUCCACUCAUGAAAGGAACAAUUGUGUCCUCAAUAGAGUCAGAGUCACUUUUCCGCCCAGGUCAGAGCCAACAUGCAAAGUACUACGGAGUCAUCACCCUGAACCAGACGAUUUUGAGCAAAAAUGACGAUAAAGUUGCAUCCCAACUUCUUGACAUCUAUUUCCCCCUCUUCGUUGCUCUCCUAAAGCCCAAGAAAGAACUUCAUGCCCAAAAGAAACACAAAAAGAAGGAAAAACACUCGAAGAAAGGUAAAAAGGACAAGGAAGACGAUGAAGAUGCCAAGGCGAGGCUCAAGAAGAAGAGCUUCGGGAGAAGCUUAUCUCGGCUGUUCUGGUUGGCGUUAACCGCGCUUAUCCCUUUACUACGUCCAGCUAUGAACUAUACCCUGUUCCGUAUCACUAAUUCUUCAAACUUUAACACAAGCAUCCAAGCUCUUAUGCUUAUCCAACAGCUCUCCUCAUCCCAUGCAGUUUCAGCCGACCGCUUUUACAAAACGCUCUACGAAUCGUUAUUAGACCCUCGGGUUGCAACAUCAUCAAAACAGCCGAUGUACCUUAAUCUGCUGUACAAGGCACUGAACACUGAUAUUAACGUUAAACGGAUUAAAGCAUUUGUCAAGCGUCUAGUACAGAUACUGGGCGUGCAUAACCCGUCUUUCAGUUGCGGUGUCCUGUAUCUAAUUAAACAGUUGGAAACGACGUUCCCAUCUCUGACGGCCAUGGUGGAUCAACCAGAAGACGCCGAGGACGAUGACGAAGAAGAAGUCUUCAAGGACGUCCCGGAUGAGGAAGAAGAUGAAACGCUAGCCAACGAACAACCCAAAAACAAGCCCUCGAUAACUCGUUAUGACCCUCGAAAGAGAGACCCAGAGCAAAGCAACGCUGACAGAAGCUGUCUGUGGGAGUUGCUUCCUUAUUUGUCUCACUACCAUCCCUCUGUAGCUGUCAGUGCUAAGCAGCUGCUCCAACAUGAGAAAAUGUCCGGAAAACCAGAUCUUGCGAUUCAUACUCUCACUCACUUCUUGGACCGUUUUGUUUAUAAAUCCCCCAAAGCCACACCUAGCCUCCGCGGAUCUUCUAUCAUGCAGCCUCUCGCUGGUGGGGACACCAGCGGUCUGCUGGUAACCUCUGGGCGGAAUGCAACUCAACAACCAGUCAACAGCGAAUCGUUCUGGAGAAAACGAAGCGACGAAAUUUCUGCGGAAGAUGUCUUCUUCCAUGACUACUUCAACCGCCUCGGUAAAGACAAAAUCCGCCAGAAAUCCAAGAAGAAAGCUUCCAAAGACGAAGAAGAAGGCGAGACUGACGAAGAGUCCGAAGUUUGGAAGGCUUUGGUACAAUCACAGCCUGAGCUUGAUGGUGAGGGCAUUAGUGAUGAUGAUAUGGAUAUGGAUGGCUUUGAUUCUGCUAUGGAAGACAGUGAUCAUGACGAUCUGGAAGGCAUGGAUGAGGACAUGGACGAAGAGGAUCGUGAGAUCGAUGAUGAUGUUAUCAUCAAUGAUGAAAGUUCAGAGAAUGAUGAAGAUGAGGCAGCUUCGGAGGCUGAAAUGGAUAAGUCUAUGGACAUAGACGAUGAGAUGUUCAACUUCGAUCAAUCCGAUGAGGAGGCUUUCGUGGACAGUGACGAGGAGCUACCGUCAGAUUUGGAUGAUGAGGUCGCUGAGGAAAAAGGCACAAAGAAGUCAGACUCUCAAUCAAAGAGAGAAAAGAAACGAAAACUCAAGCAUCUUCCUACGUUUGCGUCCGUCGAAGACUAUGCAGCAUUGCUGGAUAAGGACGAUGACGACUUUUGA
This is a messenger RNA of Nannizzia gypsea CBS 118893, 3363 nucleotides long. RefSeq names its product ribosome biogenesis protein MAK21. Bases 1 to 3363 code for a protein of 1120 amino acids. NCBI's taxonomy places the organism in Eukaryota, Fungi, Ascomycota, Eurotiomycetes, Onygenales, Arthrodermataceae. The record is from RefSeq and is a predicted model, not a curated record. The transcript has 4 exons. Gene Ontology annotation, cellular component: nucleus.